This is a messenger RNA of Dicrocoelium dendriticum, 1711 nucleotides long. The record is from the annotation of a GenBank genome assembly. NCBI's taxonomy places the organism in Eukaryota, Metazoa, Platyhelminthes, Trematoda, Plagiorchiida, Dicrocoeliidae.
AAGGUUAGUCGUUCCCCGUAUGUUUUGCCGAGGUGUCAGGUGGUUUUUAAUCACGUGCAGAAGAAGAACAUUCCGGCACGUUCGAACUCGAUGCGAUAAUCGUUAAUAAUCGAUUACUCGCUAAAAUAGUGAAUUUCCAAGGCAAUUCUUACUGUCUCCCGGACAGACACAAUGGGUGGUGCUGGUGCUCUACACCAAUCGCGGUUACUCACCAAUAGUCUGUUAGCGGGAGCCGGCCACUCUCACUACAUUGGUGACCCUGACAAGAAUCAUCGCAUGGCAAUAAUCCAUUUCGUCACCGCAUUAGUGACGCCGUUCCGAAUGAUUCUCCACUACGUUGGAGAUUCCGAUUGGAAAAGUUGGAGUUUGUGAACUCUCAAUACAAUGGACAAGUUCACCAAAAGACCACCGAGCCCGUUGGAGACCACAGGGCAGCGGAAUGAUCAGUCAGAGUCUGGAAAACCUCUAGAUCCGAUUGAAGAGCGGUCCGCAACUUUGCUGGACGUGAGCCAGACACUGUGGCAAAAACGGAAAUAUUUCAGUGAGCAAAUGGUUACCAGUUGCUCACGCCGAGAUCAGUUGGAAAGGGACUUAAAAUAUUUGCACGAACGCAAGGUCAAAUGUCAAUCGAUCAUACGGGACAAUGACUCUAAACGUUGGAGAGCCUUGCAGAAAUUUUGUUCAGAUAAUUACUUGUGUACCGUUCGUAAAAAAGAAAAGCAGAUGCUUAACGCGGAACUUCGAAAAGCCAAGCAAACCUUCGCCACCUUGAAUGCCAGAGCUUCGGAUUUGAGGAAGUACGAAUUGUAUAUGCUUAACGUCAUAUCUUCCCUACCAAAAGACUACAUCAAGCUUGCCGAUGACGCUGUGGCAGGAUUAAUGAUGCGCUAUAACACUUUAUAUGAGACUAACACUAGCCUCCGCCGGGAAAUGGAGGCGAAGGCCGAGGAGGUGCGCGUUGCGCAAUCUGACCUGAAGUCACUGGUCGAGGCCCAUCGAAUUCUUUUAUUUGGCAAGAACUCGGAACUUUCAGAGUUGUACACACAUCGGGAAAAAAUGAACGAUUUGUUUCAAGGGGCUCAGCAAUCCCUUAUACAUGGUCACGAGGAGCUUGCUCAACAGCUUUCGAACUUCAAGACCGUUAUCCGAUCAAUCAAUAAUAUCACUGGCAAACUGGUUCGCGCGUUCGAACCGAACCUUAAUGGGAUGCAUCUAAUGGCAAGGAUUCAGAAUAUGCCCCUCUUGUCACGUUGCCGUCUGAUAGAGGAACGAACGCUGGCCAUACGCAGCAUCAUUUCUCAGUUGGCCAACGAUACGGGAACUCUGCCUAUUUCCAUUUGCUCUCGACCUGAUUUGGUCAAUGUGCAUUCCGCUGCGAUCCCCGUCGCAUCAGCGAGUGAGUUCACGCUACUGAGCAAAUUGACAAGCGCCCAAAGUGAUGCAAUACAAUGAAAAGCAAACGAAAUGGUGAAGUCCACAAUGUCGCCUUCCUCGAAGUCAGGCUGAAUCAGCACAUCGGUGUGCCGGAGGCUGAUCAGCUACCAAAGUGGAUCUUACCGACGUGCAUAGUAAUCUGCCGUCGUCAUGUAUUCUCUUACAUGUAAUAAAACAUUAAUUUCACAAUGUUCUCCUCUGUUUACGAUAUCUUUUGUUGUUAAAUAUUACGUAACGCCUCGUGACGGCUGAAUUCAUCGCACUUCGGCGUUCUGAC